UCAACAUAUCUUUCGAAAAUGAACGCGGCGCCUUUGUGAAUAAAUUCCAAAGUCAAAUUUAAAGAGAGGUAAUAUUUUUAAACUUGAAAUAAGGCAGCGAGUUGUCAACUGUAAUUUCCAAAGAAGCAUGUGUGGACAAAGAUGGCUCGCAGCAGUUGGUGUUGCCUUUACAAUUUGUGAAUUCUAUUGGGGCUGUGACGCAGUUCAGUGUAACUCGGAAUGGAAAGAAUGGAAUAAAGCUUGCUUUAAAUUUGUUCCCAAAUAUGUCCCUUUCUCAAUCGCAUCUGCUGCUUGUAAAAAGGACCAAGCAAAUCUGGUGUCAAUUCAUAGCCUUGAAGAAAACGAAUUUGUUCGAACUUUAGCCGGAAACAGCACUGUUUUCAUCGGUCUUACUGACGGUAAAACCGAAGGAGUGUUCGCGUGGAGCGAUGGCAGCACCGUUACAUAUGAGAACUGGGAGGCUGACGAACCUGAUAAUGGCCUUAACAUAAGCGACUGUGUGAUUCUGGAUGGGUUGUCGUCCCGUGGAAAAUGGAAUGACACGCCGUGUAUUAUGUGGUAUGCAUAUGUGUGUAAAUUUAUCCAAGUGCAGCCCUUCAAUGGGAAAGACAAGAGCGUUAUGAAGAGAGAACAAUCCUUCAUCAAUUACGAGUGGAAUGCCCUCAUUAAUCAUGUGCUUUACAAAGAAUUUACGUCAUCUGCCAUUCAUUGUGCUUUUCUUUGCAUGAAUAAUCCAGCAUGCAAAACAAUCAAUCAUAAAUCACAGCAUGCGGAUGGCGAGGGAGAAUGCCAACUUAACAGUGUUACGGCAGAGGAAUUUCCGCUGGAUCUUGUCUAUUCGUCUCAUUCGACUUACAUUGUUCCUAUUGUUCGACCAUAAAACCGACGAGGACCACGUGAUAGACCUAAACAAUCAUACAUUGAUUCCAUUUAACUGGCGAAUACCAGCUUCUCUUAUUAUCGUACUUUGUGUAACAUAAGGGGACUAUCAAUGAUUUCGACCACUCAGUGUUUGGCAUUUCGAAAAAAAUAGUGUGCUGGACGAUUAAAACUGUCAUUGUGGUGCAUUUCUCCGUAAAAAGAUUCAAAUAAGAAAGACAACAACCUUUCGUUACCAUGAAAAUAUCAACAGAGGUGAGUAUAGCAUGGCCUUGUUUGUUCUUGAUAAGGACAAUGACAAUUGUAAUGAAACAAAUCAUAAUAAAGAUAUUUUAA
This is a messenger RNA of Stylophora pistillata, 1215 nucleotides long. Its product is annotated as type-2 ice-structuring protein. NCBI's taxonomy places the organism in Eukaryota, Metazoa, Cnidaria, Anthozoa, Scleractinia, Pocilloporidae. The record is from RefSeq and is a predicted model, not a curated record.